AUGUGUAAGUUGUUAUUUUUUCAGUUGGAUUUUUAAGUAUUUUCUUUGAAUCACUAUUUGUUUAAGUUUUCCUUCUCAUGUUUCUUUUAAAUGGCAGUAAUGAAUUGGAUUUAUGGUCAUUUAAUUUUGAAUAAAACUACUAUACAAAAGAUUUCAUCACAUCAUCUUCAAUUAAAUUUAUCUAUUAAAUUUAAGCAUUAGUAGGAGUAUAAAUAUUUUGUUGAAUUAAAUUCUUCAGCCAAAUCAAUUUUUUUAUGGUUUAAUUUCAAAAACGAAAGUACUUUAGUUUAUUGUUUGAUUUUUCUAAAUCUUCUCCUAAUGGAGCUUAUUAUUAUUAGUCCAUUAUAAAAUUAGCCUCCUUUACAAUAUUAUGAUCAGAUUCUGAAUUUUAAAUAUUCUUAAGUUUCUGAUUUCAAUUUAAUGUUCUCUUUGACAACGGGAUCAAAAUUAAUAUGCAUCAAACCUUAUCUACAGAAAUACUCCACAAGAGCAUAAAAUUUCAUUUCACCAAACUUGAAGUGUAUCUUAUGUUUUUAUUAACUCUAUCUUAGUUCUUAUUACUCUUUCUAAAUAAUUUGUGCUAAAAACAUCUAAUUUUGGAGGUCUUAAAGAGUCAGCAUAAUUUUUGACAGCCAUCAUUUUUAGAGUAAUACAGCGCUUUUCUUUUUCUCAUAUUCAUUCUACUGUUUAAGGAUAGCCGUUCCAACAGGUGUAAAAUUUUCUUUUAAUUCUGUAUCAAUUAAACAGGUAUCGGUUGAUCCGUUAUGCCAAACUCUCAAUUCAUAUUUCAUAAGGAAACCAUGUUACCAAGCUUUCUCGCCUAAUAAUCUGCCUGGCAUUUUUUUCAAUAUUUUUUCUCCAGGUGAUCCAAAAAAGGAUUAUAUUUAAUCGAUCUAAUUUAAUGUGACUCUUCUUUGCAGAAUUGUUUUCUACAAAAUUUUCGAGUAGAAUUCUUUUCACAGCCUUCCUCACGCAAUUUAAGAUACAUCAUUGCAUUGCUGUUAAAAGAUGUAUGAAUACGAGUACAAAUAGAAAAUAUAUUAAUGA
Molecule: messenger RNA, 1047 nt
Organism: Paramecium tetraurelia
Lineage: Eukaryota; Ciliophora; Oligohymenophorea; Peniculida; Parameciidae
Exons: 2
Source: RefSeq, a predicted model, not a curated record